AUGACUUCAUAUAAAGUUGCUAUAUUUGAAAUCGCUGCCUUCACCAAACUCAUAAAACACUUAGGUUUUUUAAAAAAUAAAUUCGUCAGCACUAAAGAGCAGGCUAGAGAGUUCGAACUGAAUAUGUUUGUGUAUUGUUCUUUGGAUAUAGUUGAAGAGCGGCUGGAAGGUAUUAAUAAAGCGCAGGAGCUUUUUCUUGGUUCUCUUUUCGCCGACCAGAAGUAUAAAUCAUAUGGUUAUGUGUCGAACACAAAUGUUAAAAUGCUAAUGGUAACCGAUAUUAGAAACGUUUCCCUCACUGAUCAGGAUAUACGAGCGAUGUUUAAAAAACUUCACGCGGCUUAUUGUGAUGCUGUUUCAAACCCAUUUUACGUUUAUGGUGAACCAGUCAAAUCCAAGUUUGUGUCUUUCGUAACUUUGAUGAAUUUUAUGUUAAGUGGUGUAUUUAUUUUAGAAUAA
Enterobius vermicularis (human pinworm) is the source of this 459-nucleotide messenger RNA. NCBI's taxonomy places the organism in Eukaryota, Metazoa, Nematoda, Chromadorea, Rhabditida, Oxyuridae. The record is from the annotation of a GenBank genome assembly.